CUGAUGUCUGAACCCCGUCUGCUCUGCAGCGAACGCCCAGAUUUUGCUGCUAAGUGUGACAUCUGGUUUAUAUGAAGAACAUGGUACUUACUUCUAGCAGAUAUUCACAAUAACUACUGGGACUGAAAUGUCGCUCUGAAGAUGAGAAAAAUAAUGAUGAAUUUGCAGAAAUAGCCAAAAUGUGUUUAAGUAACGUGUCUAACUGGGACAGUCCCAGCAACAGAGAUGAUAAUAAUAAUGGUAGACGCAAUGAUAAUAGACACUACAGUAACAGCGAUUCCUAUGAUGGUAACAGGGACAGUAGACAUGACAGAAAUAACAGGGAUUAUAAUAAUUAUGACGGAGGAAAUGGUAAUAGUUAUGGAUUGUGGAGAAGACAGCAAAAUUCUGGAGGAUAUGGCUACAGUGAUGAAUACUCAGAUUUUCAGCAGAACCCAUAUUAUAAUCCCAGAUCAGGGAUUCGAUCAAGAGGGAACCAAGAUAGAAACAACCAAAGGAAAAACAAUAAUAGCAGUGACAACAAGAAGAAUAAUAGUACAAAUUCUACGCUUGAAGUUGAUGGGAGUUCACUUGAGAAGGUUGAGGCAUGCAUCAUACACUGUAUCUUCCAAGAGAUGAAUAUGUUAGAUGAUACAGCAUAUCCGGAUAAAUCAAUGGUAACAAAGGUAAUGACUAAGAAGAUCCGUGAUCCAAAAGUGAAAGAUUUUAUCGAAGAGUCCAUUGACGACUGUUUUGAGCUGUUAGAAACUGAUAACAAAAGAAGUAACUGUGACUAUUCCAAGAAUUUAGCGUUGUGUCUUGAGGAGAAAGGCCGAAGGAACUGUGAUGACUGGGAAGAGCAGAGUGAAUCUAAAUUAAGCAACAACAGAAACAGCAGGAAUCCAAAGAGGCCAAAUUAAUAAUGCAAACCAAAGGACAGAGAUUUUGGAAUAACUGUGUGUUGAUGAUUAUAUAAUGAUAUGCUACUGACAUUUUAUAUAUUCCAAUUUAGAUGAGCUGAACUGAAUAUUUAGGUGAUGGCAUGCAAUAUAUAUUACUGAUAAGGGCACAUAAUUAUCUUAAUAAAUCAUAAUGGUUUCAAUCUUGCAUUAACUAAUAAAGUCUGUGAUAGGAUUUCAGAACCUUA
Cryptotermes secundus is the source of this 1126-nucleotide messenger RNA. Its product is annotated as general odorant-binding protein 71. The coding region runs from base 180 to 899 and encodes 239 amino acids. Gene Ontology annotation, molecular function: odorant binding. Lineage: Eukaryota; Metazoa; Arthropoda; Insecta; Blattodea; Kalotermitidae. The record is from RefSeq and is a predicted model, not a curated record. The transcript is spliced from 7 exons.